GGAGAACAAAGAGGAAAAGCUAAUUGAGAAACUGGAGGUGGUCACGGUGCCCUCGCCGUCUCCCAAAGGCCUGCCGGUGAAGCAGUACGCUGUGCAGUCCCAGCUUCCGGUGUACGAGUGGCCGGACGUGGGCUCUGGAGAAUACGACGUGGGAGUGGUGGCUUCCUUUGGCCGGCUUUUGAGUGAGGCUCUUAUUCUUAAAUUCCCCUACGGCGUAUUGAACAUACACCCGAGCUGCCUCCCGAGGUGGCGGGGCCCGGCUCCCAUCAUCCACACGGUGCUCCAUGGAGAUCCCGUUGCCGGAGUAACAAUCAUGCAAAUCAGACCGAAGAGGUUUGAUGUAGGCCCAAUUCUCAAGCAGGAAGCCAUCCCUGUGCCACCCAGGAGCACCGCCAAGGACCUGGAAGCUGUGCUGUCGAGCCUGGGUGCCAGCAUGCUUAUCUCAGUUUUGAAGAAUUUGCCUGCAAGUCUGAACAGCGGAAGGCAGCAGCCAGCCGAAGGGGUGACGUACGCGCCUAAGAUUUCUGCAGAUACCAGCUGUAUAAAGUGGGAAGAGCAAACUUCAGAACAAAUACUCAGGCUUUACCGGGCCAUUGGAAAUAUGAUUCCGCUGCAGACGCUCUGGAUGGGGAAUACCAUUAAGCUCCUGGAUUUCGUAGAAGUGAACAGUUCAGUCCUUGCUGAUCCAAAAUUCUCAGGACAAGAUGGUGUUCCGGGAUCUGUCAUAUACCACAAACAGUCCCAAACGUUGCUGGUCUGUUGCAAGGAUGGCUGGGUUGGCGUCCGAUCAGUAAUGCUUAAGAAAACACUAACAGCUACUGAUUUCUACAAUGGAUAUUUGCACCCGUGGUACCAGAGAAAUCCCCAGGUUCAACCAAGCCACUGCAGAUUUCAGACUCUCAGACUUCCUACAAAGAAGAAGCAGAAAAAAAUUGUUGCUAUGCAACAGUGUAUUAAGUAGUUAGGAAGUGGAUGGAUGAGAACCUAUUACAUAUUUGUAAUUUAUUAAGAACCUUAUUUACAAGGAAAACUGCCUUGGUGUUCAAAGAAGAUGAUGCUGUCAGAGGAAGAGGAGAUUUUUUUGUCAAAAAGAUGGAUAACCUCAUUUUCUGAUUUUUAUAGGCCUUUUCUACUUAAGUAACAAAAGAAGUUUAAAUAAAUUUCUAUUUAUAAUGUCACACUCAA
Chinchilla lanigera (long-tailed chinchilla) is the source of this 1185-nucleotide messenger RNA. RefSeq names its product mitochondrial methionyl-tRNA formyltransferase (gene Mtfmt). Gene Ontology annotation, cellular component: mitochondrion. NCBI's taxonomy places the organism in Eukaryota, Metazoa, Chordata, Mammalia, Rodentia, Chinchillidae. Gene Ontology annotation, molecular function: methionyl-tRNA formyltransferase activity. The record is from RefSeq and is a predicted model, not a curated record. Gene Ontology annotation, biological process: conversion of methionyl-tRNA to N-formyl-methionyl-tRNA; biosynthetic process.